Messenger RNA from Acomys russatus (golden spiny mouse), 3178 nucleotides. It is a transcript of the gene Ddhd1, whose product is annotated as DDHD domain containing 1. The record is from RefSeq and is a predicted model, not a curated record. Gene Ontology annotation, molecular function: glycerophospholipase activity; metal ion binding. NCBI's taxonomy places the organism in Eukaryota, Metazoa, Chordata, Mammalia, Rodentia, Muridae. Bases 138 to 2897 code for a protein of 919 amino acids. The transcript is spliced from 14 exons. Gene Ontology annotation, cellular component: cytoplasm.
GCGGCCCCGGGGGCCUGCGGUGGAGGCGGAGUCGCCUCGGCCGCAGCCGCUUCCCUAGCUCGGGAUUUGAAAGAUUAUAAAGUCCGGGCGGCGAGGGCGGCGGCGGCGGAUGCGCGAGUGGCGGAAGCGCCGGCGGCAUGAACUACCCGGGCCGCGGCGCCCCGCGGAGCCCCGAGCGUAACGGCCGCGGCGGCGGCGCCUGGGAGCUGGGCUCGGAGGCGGCGGGCGCGUUCGGCGGCGGCGGCGGCUUCGAGCACCAGCCGGGCGACGGCGUGGCGCUGCUGCGCGCGGAGCCGCUGCACCUGGCGCCGGGCACCGAGGACCUGAGCCACCUGGCCCUGGACCCGUGCCUCAGCGACGAGAACUACGACUUCAGCUCGGCCGAGUCCGGGUCGUCGCUGCGCUACUACAGCGACGGCGAGAGCGCGGGCGGCGGCAGCUCCUCGUCGCCUCCGCCGCCGCCGCCGCUGGUCGCCUCGAACUUGGGGGGCGGCGGGGCGGCGGGAGGGGGCCCCGGGGACAGGAAGCGCGCCCGGCCCGGCGGCCCCGCCGCCCGGCACCGCUACGAGGUGGUGACGGAGCUGGGCCCGGAGGAGGUGCGCUGGUUCUACAAGGAGGACAAGAAGACCUGGAAGCCCUUCAUCGGCUACGACUCUCUGCGCAUCGAGCUUGCCUUCCGGACCCUGCUGCAGACCACCGGUGCCCGAGCCCGGGCGGAGGGCCGCGAUGGAGACCGGGCGUGCGGCCCAGCCUCCAGCUCCGGGGAGGAAGACGACGAGGACCGCGCCUGCGGCUUCUGCCCGCGGGCGGCGGGGCGCGAGCGGGAGAUGGAGGAGCUGGUGACCAUCGAGCCGGUGUGCGUGCGCGGCGGCCUCUACGAGGUGGACGUCACCCAAGGAGAGUGCUACCCGGUGUACUGGAACCGAGCUGACAAAGUGCCAGUGAUGCGCGGGCAGUGGUUCAUUGAUGGGACCUGGCAGCCUCUGGAGGAGGAAGAAAGCGACCUGAUUGAGCAAGAGCACCUCAGCUGCUUUAGGGGCCAGCAGAUGCAAGAGCAUUUUGAUGUUGAAGUGUCAAAAUCUGUAGAUGGAAAAGACGUUGUCUACCACCUCCCUCCCUUCUCCCUCCCUUCUCUGUUCAAAUGGAGAGGAUAUGAGGAGAGUGCAGACGCGACAGGGCUUAAACGAAAGCGUUCCCAAGCUGUCCAUAGUUUCAAACUGAGCCGCAAUCACGUGGAUUGGCACAGCAUGGACGAGGUCUAUCUCUACAGCGACGCAACCACAUCCAAAAUUGCGAGAACUGUUACCCAGAAACUGGGAUUUUCUAAAGCCUCCAGCAGUGGGACCAGACUCCACAGAGGUUAUGUAGAGGAAGCCACACUGGAAGACAAGCCAUCGCAGACGUCUCACAUUGUGUUUGUUGUGCACGGCAUCGGACAGAAGAUGGACCAAGGACGGAUCAUCAAGAACACUGCCAUGAUGAGAGAGGCUGCAAGAAAAAUAGAAGAAAGGCAUUUUUCCAACCAUGCAACACAUGUUGAAUUCCUGCCUGUUGAGUGGCGCUCGAAGCUGACUCUGGAUGGAGACACUGUGGAUUCCAUUACUCCGGACAAAGUGCGAGGCUUGCGGGACAUGCUGAACAGCAGCGCCAUGGACAUAAUGUACUAUACCAGCCCGCUUUACAGGGACGAGCUAGUUAAAGGCCUUCAGCAAGAGCUGAAUCGAUUGUAUUCCCUUUUCUGUUCUCGGAAUCCAGACUUUGAAGAAAAAGGGGGUAAAGUGUCAAUAGUGUCCCAUUCCUUGGGCUGUGUGAUCACUUAUGACAUCAUGACGGGCUGGAACCCAGUCCGACUGUACGAGUGCCUUCUGCAGACGGAGGAGGACCUGCCUGACGAGCAGUGGAUGAGCUACGAGGAGCGACAUCUUCUCGAUGAACUCUAUAUAACAAAGCGGCGGCUGAGGGAAAUAGAAGAACGGCUGCGUGGACUGAAGGCGUCGUCCAUCUCACAAACACCUGCCUUAAAAUUUAAGGUUGAGAAUUUCUUCUGUAUGGGAUCCCCACUAGCAGUUUUUUUGGCAUUGCGUGGCAUCCGACCAGGAAAUACUGGAAGUCAAGACCACAUUCUACCUAGAGAGAUUUGUAACCGCUUAUUAAAUAUUUUUCACCCUACAGACCCAGUGGCCUACAGAUUAGAACCAUUGAUUCUGAAACACUACAGCAACAUUUCUCCGGUCCAGAUCCACUGGUACAACACUUCAAACCCUCUACCUUAUGAGCAUAUGAAGCCAAACUUCCUCAACCCAGCAAAAGAACCUACCUCAGUUUCAGAGAGUGAAAACAUUGCAGCUGUGCCGAGCCCCGUGACCUCCCCAGUCCUACCCCGGCGCCACUAUGGAGAAUCGAUAACAAACAUUGGCAAAGCGAGCAUACUGGGGGCUGCCAGCAUUGGAAAGGGGCUCGGAGGAAUGUUGUUCUCAAGGUUUGGACGUUCUUCCACAUCGCAGCCAUCUGAGGCGUCUAAAGACACGACGGAGGAGGAGAAGAAGCCUGCUGCCUCGCCCUCCACCACCACUGUGGCAACGCAGACCCUGCCGCAUAGCAGCUCUGGCUUCCUCGACUCCGCAUAUUUCAGACUUCAAGAAUCGUUCUUUUAUCUCCCACAACUUCUUUUUCCGGAAAAUGUAAUGCAGUGUAAAGAUGAUAGCCUCGUGGAGCUGGAGCACAGGAUCGACUUCGAGCUCAGAGAAGGCCUUGUGGAGAGCCGUUACUGGUCGGCCGUCACGUCGCACACUGCCUACUGGUCAUCCUUGGACGUCGCUCUUUUCCUCUUAACGUUCAUGUACAAACACGAGCACCACGGCGCCGAGGACGGGAAGCCCAGCCUCGAUCCGCUCUGACUCUUGAAGGAUGUGAAUGGCCCAAAACUUUUUUCCUGUUAAAAUGUGUCAAGAUACGGAGAUUCCAACGUUCCAGUUUUGUUUAGGGCAAGAAAUAUUUUAAUUUAAAAGCACUUUAUUUUAUUUUUAAAAGAAAAAAAAACACAGUUGUAAAGGAAUUAUUUACUACUUGUCAUUUUAAUUAUGAGUCUAGCAGGCCCCCUGCAGAGAACACGGUGGCAGUGUUGGAGGGUUAGGUGAGCUGGGUGAGGGUGGCCAGUACCACCCAGCCCUCCAGGACA